Mycotypha africana is the source of this 1413-nucleotide messenger RNA. Its product is annotated as serine/threonine-protein phosphatase PP-Z. NCBI's taxonomy places the organism in Eukaryota, Fungi, Mucoromycota, Mucoromycetes, Mucorales, Mycotyphaceae. Gene Ontology annotation, molecular function: protein serine/threonine phosphatase activity. The transcript has 4 exons. Bases 1 to 1413 code for a protein of 470 amino acids. The record is from RefSeq and is a predicted model, not a curated record. Gene Ontology annotation, cellular component: cytoplasm; nucleus.
AUGCCUUUACCGCCUCGUAUAGAAGUAGAAAACGAGCAUUCUACAAACACUGCUCAUUCCGUCAAUUCCAUAUUGAUCACUUCAAAAAACCACAGUAGUCAUCAAAACAAUAUGUAUCAUAAUAAGCCAAUAGCGGAGUCGUUAGCACAAUUAAAUCCAGAAUACCCAAUGCCGAAUAGCAAGAAUAACCAUAAUGAUAAAGAAGAUGAGUUUUUGAAUACCAAUCAAGAUACCUUAACAAAUCGCUCACUGACACCAGCACCCCUCUCCGUCGCAGCCGCCACAAGCGACGAUCCUUAUCACGGCAAAGUUGAAAACCCGCAACAACACAAACUUUUAGCUACAUCCGAUUUUUGGCCUUCUCCUCAGCAAAAUUCGUUUCAAGGACACGCUGUCGAAGAUCAUAACCAGCUAACCGUGGGUUCUUUAAAUCAAUUAACUGUCAGUUCUAUGUCUUCCGUUUAUUCCACUACAACGAAUAUUGAUGAAUAUAUAUAUCGUUUGUUAGAUGCCGGAUAUGCAUCCAAGGUAUCAAAGCAUCUCUGUUUGAAAUCUUCCGAAGUAGUUGCUAUCUGUCGAGCUGCUAUGGAUAUCUUUUUGAGUCAACCUACUUUAUUAGAGUUAUCUCCAUCUGUCAAAAUUGUAGGUGAUACUCACGGGCAAUAUACUGAUUUGAUCCGUUUAUUCGAGAUGGGGGGCUUUCCACCUACUUCCAAUUAUUUAUUCCUGGGUGACUAUGUGGAUCGUGGAAAGCAAAGUUUAGAGACCAUCCUAUUACUCUUCUGUUACAAAAUCAAAUAUCCCGAGAAUUUUUUUUUAUUGAGAGGAAACCAUGAAUGUGCCAAUGUAACCAAAGUGUAUGGCUUUUAUGAUGAAUGUAAAAGGCGUUUGAAUGCCAAGAUGUGGCGCACAUUUGUAGAUGUAUUCAACGCUUUACCCAUCGCUGCUCUUGUUGCUGGCAAAAUAUUUUGUGUACAUGGUGGAUUAUCGCCUUCUUUGCAUCAUAUGAACGAUAUUCGACAUAUACAGCGACCUACCGAUGUACCAGAUUACGGUUUACUCAAUGACCUAUUAUGGUCAGAUCCUGCGGAUAUUAAUGGAGAAUGGGAGGAUAAUGAACGAGGUGUAUCCUAUGUUUUUGGCAGAAAAGUGAUCAAUGAAUUUUUAGCCAAGUUUGAUUUGGAUCUUGUAUGUCGAGCACACAUGGUUGUAGAAGACGGUUAUGAAUUUUUUGAUAAUAGAUCGCUUGUUACUGUAUUUUCAGCACCUAAUUACUGUGGAGAAUUUGACAAUUUUGGUGCUAUUAUGAGCGUAAACGAAGAGUUACUAUGCAGCUUUGAGUUACUUACACCUGCGGACCAUCCGCUAGCCAAAGAGAGGCUCAGACAGAGCAAAGCGAAUAGCAAAAAAUAG